Molecule: messenger RNA, 1554 nt
Organism: Exophiala mesophila
Lineage: Eukaryota; Fungi; Ascomycota; Eurotiomycetes; Chaetothyriales; Herpotrichiellaceae
Exons: 1
Coding region: 1-1554 (517 amino acids)
Biological process (GO): regulation of transcription by RNA polymerase II; positive regulation of DNA-templated transcription, elongation
Cellular component (GO): cyclin/CDK positive transcription elongation factor complex; nucleus
Molecular function (GO): cyclin-dependent protein serine/threonine kinase activator activity
Source: RefSeq, a predicted model, not a curated record
AUGCCAGCAUUCCACAGUCGCUCUCAUCAAGACAGAUCGCCCUCAUUUUCAUCGCAUCAUGUCCUUGAACGCGCCCAGUCCCAGUUCCUUUUCUCGCCCGAGGAACUCCUCCGAAGUCCCAGCAUUCUCGAGGGCAUGUCAGUUGCCCAAGAGUUGUCCAAUCGGCAGAAAGGUGUCAACUUCAUCACUCAGGUUGGCAUCAUGUUGAAACUUCCUCAGUUGACUCUCUGCACGGCCUCGGUCUAUCUGCAUCGGUUCUUUAUGCGACAUGCCAUGGCGCAGCCCAACAAACCCGGCCUCCACCACUACUCGGUCGCAGCCACCGCCUUGUUCCUCGCCACCAAAGUUGAAGAAAACUAUCGCAAGAUGAGGGAACUCGUGGUCGCGUGCUGUAGGGUGGCACAGAAACAACCGAACCUUGUUGUGGAUGAACAAAGUAAAGAGUAUUGGAAAUGGAGGGACACCAUCUUGCACAACGAAGAUCUCCUGCUAGAGUCGCUGUGUUUCGAUCUACAACUCGAACAGCCUUACCGGAUCCUGCUCGAUUUUCUACGUUACUACGGGGUACAGGAAAAGAAACCGCUGCGGAACACCUCGUGGGCCUUCCUCAACGACUCUCUUAUUACGACAUUAUGUCUUCAAAUGAGCCCACGGGUCAUUGCUGGGAGUGCCCUCUACAUGGGUGUCAAACUGGCCGGAAUCACGUUGCCCGACGAUGAACAAGGCCGGGCGUGGUGGGAACAGCUCGAUCUCGAGAUUGCAGACAUUCAAAAAGGGUGCAAUCUCCUGGCCGAAGUGUAUGAGAAUCCGAACAUACCACGACAGGGCCAGAAAGAAGCAUAUACGAGAGACGACGACGUCUCCUUGUUUGAAAAGACAAGACAAGAGAUGACACCCCAAACAGAUCGAUCCCCUGCAAUCAGUGUGGGAAGCGGCAGCCAGGGACGGAAACGGGAGCGAGAUAAUGCAGAGGAUCAAGAGGGCUGGGGUUCUGGUCCAGUAUCACGACCUCCAGGGACUUCUCCCAAGCGCCAACGGCGUGGAUCAGGGGAGGAUUCUGACGGCACCCGAACUUCGGACCAUCCUUCGAUUAGGAGAUCAGUCGAUGGAAGUGGACAGCCAGCAAAGGAAUAUGACGCGACGGCAGAUGAAGUGCAAAGAAGAAUAGAUGCCAUUGUUAAUGCGUCAGCCCCGUCAACUAGGGUUCCUCCCACAACUCUCUCGCGACGACCGUCCAACCAGCGAUCCCAUCAAGGAGAUGACUCUCACAGGAAUUCGUCGACAAGAUCCGACCGGAACGGACUCGCCUCUACGCCCAACACUGACCAACAGGAACACGUCGCCGCCCAAUACCGUCCAGACAAGGUCAACAACGGGCAGCACGAACCCACUUCUGAGCAUGGCCAAUCAAGAUCAUUACCCCGCGUGCCACCACUCCCUGCACCGCCAGAGAGUCGAGGCGCAUUCCAUCGACAGUCAAGUUCGGGCAGUGCAGGUGAAGAGAUUGACGAUGCGGAAAAGGUGGAUUACGGCAGUGAGGAGGGGGAACUAUGA